Molecule: messenger RNA, 1062 nt
Organism: Gilbertella persicaria
Lineage: Eukaryota; Fungi; Mucoromycota; Mucoromycetes; Mucorales; Choanephoraceae
Product: 26S proteasome non-ATPase regulatory subunit 14
Exons: 5
Coding region: 35-973 (312 amino acids)
Biological process (GO): proteasome-mediated ubiquitin-dependent protein catabolic process; protein deubiquitination
Cellular component (GO): proteasome regulatory particle, lid subcomplex
Molecular function (GO): protein binding; proteasome binding; metallopeptidase activity
Source: RefSeq, a predicted model, not a curated record
ACUUUUUUUUUUCCUUCUUCUUUAAUACUCUAUAAUGGAAAGAUUCCAACGUUUAUUUGGCUCUGCUGCUGCUGGUUUGGGUCAGGGCAUGCAACCUGGCAUGGAUACACCUACUGUUGAUAAUGCUGAAAUGGUUUACAUUUCUUCUCUUGCUCUUUUAAAGAUGCUUAAACAUGGUCGUGCUGGUGUUCCAAUGGAAGUCAUGGGCUUGAUGUUGGGUGAAUUUGUUGAUGAUUAUACUGUUCGCGUUAUUGAUGUCUUUGCUAUGCCUCAAAGUGGUACUGGUGUGUCUGUUGAAGCUGUUGAUCCUGUAUUUCAAACCAAGAUGUUGGACAUGUUGAAGCAAACUGGCAGACCUGAAAUGGUUGUAGGUUGGUACCACUCUCACCCAGGUUUUGGCUGUUGGUUGUCUAGUGUAGAUAUCAAUACCCAACAGAGUUUUGAACAAUUAAAUCCUCGUGCAGUAGCUGUUGUGGUUGAUCCUAUUCAAUCUGUCAAGGGCAAAGUCGUGAUUGAUGCUUUUCGAUUGAUCAAUCCUCAAACAGUCAUGUUGGGCCAAGAACCACGUCAGACAACAUCCAACAUUGGCCAUUUAAACAAACCAUCUAUUCAGGCUCUUAUUCACGGUCUUAACAGACACUAUUAUUCCAUUGCAAUCAACUACCGUAAAAACGAAUUAGAAGAAAAGAUGUUGCUCAACUUGCAUAAAAAAGACUGGACAGAUGGACUCACAUUGGAGAAUUUCACUGAACAUACUGAGGUCAACGAAAAGAGUGUUGGCAACAUGUUGUCAUUAGCAGAAGCAUACAAUAAAUCUGUGCAAGAAGAAUUGACGCUUACACCUGAACAACUCAAGACAAGGCACGUUGGUAAACAAGAUCCUAAGCGCCAUUUGGAGGACAAGGUUGAGUCUGUUAUGGGCAACAACAUUGUCAUGGCAUUAGGCACCAUGAUUGAUAGUGUUAGUUUUUAGUAAUAAAUAUAUAUAUAUAUAUAUAUUCUUUAACGAAAACGAAGGUAAAAGUUCACAAUCAGUGCAACGACCAAUAAAACACAGAGAAC